This is a messenger RNA of Dracunculus medinensis (Guinea worm), 855 nucleotides long. The record is from the annotation of a GenBank genome assembly. NCBI's taxonomy places the organism in Eukaryota, Metazoa, Nematoda, Chromadorea, Rhabditida, Dracunculidae.
AUGUUACCGAGUACUUCAAAUGCUAAUAAUUCAAUAAUUUAUGGAAAUAAUAAUAUUUCAAGUAAUAGUACCAAUAAUAUUAGUACCGCUACAACAAGUCAGUCAGCAACAAAACUCAAUCAUCGUUUUGUUUCAACAAACCAACAACCACAACGGGGGAUUAUUAAAAAUGUUGGAGCAGCCGAAAUGAUCUCACAAAUGGUCUCAUCAUCAUCGUUAUCAAAUCAUCACCAUCAUAUCAAUAAUAAUAGUAAUAGUAAUUCAGCAGCAUUAUUAACAAAUCAUAAUAAUAAUGAAGAUCGUCGUACACGUCGACCGUUUAAGCCAUCAACUGUUUGGGAUCAUUUUUUACGGCAUUCGGAUGGUAACGUACAAUGUAUACAUUGCGGUAAAAUAUUAAAACGUAAAGAUAGUUCAACGAAAACAAUGUGGGGACAUUUGCGCGCGAUACAUUUUAAAGGAAGUGAUUGGACGGCAUUACAAAAGCAACAAAAUACGAAAAAGACUGGUGCAAUUAUACAGGAAAAUUCAACAAUACAAUUUGAUAAUUGUACAAUUGAUGAUGUAAAUACGACAACAAGCUCAGCGCAAAGUUGGCUAGAAAAACAACUUGGUAUUUCGAGUGAUAAUAAUUCACCAAUUUAUGAUGAGAAUCAUCAUACUGAUAAUAAAAAUGAUUUAUUAUGUGAUGAUCCGCCACUCGAUGAUAAUGAUUCGAAUGAGACUCCAAUCCAUUCAUAUGUUAAACGAAGUCGGUUAUCAACUGAUAAUUCAAGUAAAGAUUUUUCGAAUGCUACUGAUAGUUUAAAUGCUGUUCGAGCUGCUCUUUCACAGCAUAAACAAAAUGAGGUUUAA